Fonsecaea monophora is the source of this 2019-nucleotide messenger RNA. RefSeq lists its product as hypothetical. The coding region runs from base 1 to 2019 and encodes 672 amino acids. Lineage: Eukaryota; Fungi; Ascomycota; Eurotiomycetes; Chaetothyriales; Herpotrichiellaceae. The transcript has a single exon. The record is from RefSeq and is a predicted model, not a curated record.
AUGCAAUGCCCCAAUCUGGAAGCCUUGACAGGGUUCGCGGCUUUCUACAAUCACACGUUUGACAGGCUGACGCACGCUUUGUCGACGCGAACCAAGCUCCGCCAGCAUGUUUGGAUCAUUGCCGAGAAUGAGGAUGUGAGCGUGCGAAGUCAGACACAACUCCCGCCGGGCCUUCUGGACGAACACCAAACCUACCAGUUUGAGCUUUACCAUCAGCGAUGGAAGCGCCUCGAAACCCUCAUGUUGUCUUCACCAGGCGGUCUCGGAGUCAUCGAACAUGAGCUAUUCAUUCGUGUCCUCCAAUCCUUGCCCGAGUUGCGUAACUUGUGCGUGUCUUCCUUCGAUCCUGAUGAUUUCCACGACAACACGCUCCUUGCGCUUCCACCCUGUGUCACUACGCUACGCCUGGAGGAAUGCUUGGGGGUCACAGACGCAGGGUUGACGCAGUGGGCAACGAACCCAAACGCAGCGCAGAUUGAACGACUGAGCCUGAUCCAUCAGAAUGUCACGAGCUUACUGACCCUGUCGAAGAUAUUUGCCAGCUUGGGUCGCCUGUGGAAAUUCACCAUCUUGCAGACUGACGUCGUGCUCUCCUGGCCCAAGGAGGUGGGAGUCCUGUUCCAACCGGUGCUGGCCUCGGCGUCCUUGAGAUUUUUGCAUUGGGACAUUCAAUCUUUAUCGCCAAAAGCACCUGGUGAUGGCGACGGUAUUGUUGCUGAAGAUGGAUGCCAGAUGCCAAACAUGCACCUUGCACUCUCCAUCUCGCAUAACGGGUUCCCUUGGCUGAGGUGCUUGCGCGCCCCUCGAGACACUUGCCCACCCGGCGCCCUUCAGUCAGUUUGUCAAACGGUUGGUAAGGGAGAUACCACGUUUUCAAACGACAGCUCCAGAUACCAUCUGCAGGGCUCGACCAGAUCGAAUUCCUUACAAGCGGCCCGCCUGCGGGCUCAGAAGAUAGCUUGCCAAAUCAGCACUCAGAGCUUAAACCACAUACUGCCGUGCGCCCGUCAAUGUCCAGGGACUACUUCGAGCCAUCUGUCAUCACAUUUGGCACAAAUCUCCAACAUCCAAGUGCCAGCUGUUUCCCAUGCUUGCAACCCAAACAGAAACAACUUCAGUGCUUAUGAAAAUACUGUACACGAAUUGGUUUCGCCCAUUUCUCCGGAGACGAACCCUUUUUCACCACUUGCUCCGGACGAUGGCAUCAUCUCUCCAAUCACUGCGGACAGGGAAGAGAGGUCUUGGUACAACCGGGAUUCCGACAAGGGGGUUAUGGCACCAUCGCCGCAACGGCCACACGUGUCCUCUAAGGCUAUAGCAAAUCCGGAGUCUCGCAGGCACCCUAGAAGUGAGGAGGGUAUGUGCGUUUGCGGUGGUUGGGGAUCUCAAAAAGUUGAAGAACGCAGGUGUGGUCUCGCGCCGCCACCUCGUAAUCCUCUCAGACUCGCAGCUGGUGCUCCCAGCCUUGUUUCGUCUGUCCAUGUCGAUCUGCUUCGUCACAGUUCUUUUGGAUUACAGCCGACGGAUCGGAGAUGGUCUCUGGUGCCGGAUAGCACAACAGGCGCCGAGCAAUACUCUCGUCCUCUCUUCUAUCUCCAGCCAGAUAUCCCCGGACGAGAUGAGAAUGGCGGUCUGAUCGGAUGGGGCGAACUCUUGAACGUCCAUGAAAAAGGAAAAGUACGCACGGAUGACAGCAGCGUGGCGGUGGAAGUUGGUACUCUGUCCCCAAACACGUGCAUGGGCAAGGGCAGCUGGGGCCAAUGUCCCGGCUCUGAGGAACAGCAACCGGGUGAACUCAGCGCUAUUGUUAAAGUGCUGUCAGCGCCGCCGCCGCCGUUGUUGUACACAAAGAAAGACAGACCAAGAUCGAAGUCGACAUCCAAGACAUCCUCCAAGUUGAGUUUGGCUUUGGGUCUUGGAAGCUCAAAGGAGAAAUUAUCCAACGAGACAGCAUCGAGACAUGUGCCACGGCCCAAUGGAGACAGAGGAGGGUGUGUUUCUGUGUCGGAUUUCUUCUAG